UGUAUUGUAAACACCGAGCCUUUGGGGUUUAAAAACAGUGCGUACAUGGGAUGCCCGAUCUUCACAAUCCGUAUACGCUGUAGUGGAUCUUGAAUAUUAAGUGGUUCCCAAAUAGCGUGCUAGUGGUCAAUUACUUUGUUAACACAAUAGGACAUAAGAGAAUGGAUGCAGGUGACAAAAGAGCUGAAGGGUAUGUAAAUCACAUAAUGGACACGAAUGAUGAUGACAACGGUACUGCCCUGCAUGAGAUUAGACCCUCAGGGAAAAAAAACGACUCCCAUUCUCAUGCACAUCCGUUGUUCACCAUGCAAACGGAGGCUGACGUAGCAGUGCCUCAUUACGAUGCUCCAGGGAUCGAUAUCCUGUCGGAAGGAAACGUCGACGUUCCCGGACAAACGUUGCCGAAACAAAAGAACGAGGGUACCAAGCCUGGCACGCAAGUCAAACAGAUCAUUGCUUGACCCAUCGAGUCUUCCUAAGAACCCUGUAGAUGAGAACAAGAGCACGAUUGAGACACCGAAGUUUGAUGACUCGUUUAUAUAUGACUCUGGCACAACUUUGAUAUACUCAAGACAUGAGAAAGUACCGCUGAAAGAUUUCUCGAAUGAAGUACGAGCACAUAUGGAUGUAAAGAAGUUUCUGAACAAGACCGUGCUAUUAUUAGACGUCAUGCACGUCAGCCUCGAUGCAAUCAUCGAUGAAAUUCUACGCCGACUUCUCGACUUGCCUGAAUACCAGAUCUGUUUCGACCAGGCCAGAUCUGCCUUGUUCACUAAUGAUAAUGUGCACCAGUUAACCCGUACACUGCAGUGCACGAGUAUCUCGGAAGGAGAAGGAUUUGACCAUGACCAGAGUUGGCUUUGUGCAAUUGCCAGCAUUCCCUCGAUCACACAAAGACACGUUGGUCUAGCGCGACUUCGUCAUCCUGCAAAUUUUGGACCUUCAAGUCAAGAAGUGUAUUUUGUGAUACUGAUUCUAACGCCAAUAAAAGAGAAAGGAACGAAGAGCGAUCUUGAGACGGGUCGCACUUUUGCUACGAUCUUCUCCAACCUUGAACUUCGCAACCAGCUGCUGGACUGCCAUACCGAGGAAGAGUUCAAGGUCGUUCUCGCCAAGAACACGCAGGCGCUUGUGGAUAAGAUGUCAAGAACUGACGAGAAGGAUAAUUUGAUAAAGACUGAAACAGAGGAGAAAUACUGCUGGUUCCUUGGCGGACUUAUCGGAGAUUUUAAACGACGACUACCACACUACUUGUCAGACUACAAAGAUGGUGUAGUGGGCCCAAAAGCUGUACAGAAAACUAUUUCUACAACUUUCUUCCUAUACUUUGCCUGCCUCAUGCCCUCUAUUGCAUUCGGGGUCCUCAAUUCCGAAAAUACUCAGAAUGCCCUGAAUGUGGAAAAGGUAUUGUACUCACAGUCAAUCGGAGGACUUGCAUUUGCAAUAUUUGGCGGUACACCCCAGAUUGUGCUACUGACGACAGCACCUCUGGCUCUGUAUACAAAGAUUAUAUUCAGCAUAUGUGAGGACUUUGACCUAGAUUUCACAGCUAUGUAUUGCUGUGUUGGCCUCUGGAACACAUUCUUCCUGUUUCUCUAUGCAUUCUUUGACCUGAGCAAAGUUAUGAAGUGGUCAACAAGAUCUUCAGAAGAGAUUUUUGCGGUGUUCAUAUCAAUUGCUUUCACGAUUGAUGCCAUAAAGAAUACAGUGCUUAGUUUUGAUACCUACUACUCGUCCCCUCAAUGUAGCAGCGACUUCAACGCCACUGCUGCUCUCUUUAACACAAAUCUUACGUCCUCCAUUGACGUGGUGUGCGAACGAGACAUCAGUCUGCUUUACUUGCUGUUGCUACUAGGCACACUGUGGCUUGGUGUCUUCCUGUUCAACUUUACCAAAACACCAUACUUAAAUCCUGGGAAGCGGGAACUUUUAGCCGACUAUGCACUGCCGUGUGCCGUCAUCUGCAUGAGCCUCAUCGGUGUGUUUGCCUUCAAGGAUGUUAAGAUGUCCAAAAGUUUUGACAGCAAGCGCAAUGAAGACCUGUUUUCAUUGGUUGAGCUCGGAUCUCUCUCCGUUGGUGCUGCGUUCGGAGCCAUGGGACUGGGGUUCUGUCUUUCCCUGCUCUUUUUCAUGGAUCAAAACAUAUCAGCGGCCUUGGUGAAUGCACCGCAAAACAAGAUGAAGAAAGGUAGUGCGUACCACUUGGACCUGGUUGUCAUCGGCCUCAUCAACGGUGUCCUAUCGAUGUUUGCCUUCCCUUGGGUCCACGCAGCACUUCCACACUCACCGCUUCACGUGCGAGCGCUGGCUGACGUUGAGGAACGAGUUGACCAGGGACAUAUAUACUCCAUAAUCGUUAAAGUGCGUGAGACGCGCUUGACGGCGAUAUUUUCCAGCAUUCUGAUUGGCCUUUCUUUGUUGUUUUUGUCCGUGCUGUCGUAUAUUCCCACCCCUGUCUUAUACGGCAUGUUCCUCUACAUCGCUGUCACUGCUCUGACAGGCAAUCAGAUGUUUGAGCGGCUUCUGCUUCUAAUCACAGAACAGUCAGCAUACCCGCCCAACCACUACAUCCGGCGAGUACCACAGCGUAUGAUGCACUUCUUCACCCUGCUUCAACUUGUCCAGCUGCUUGUGUUGUGUGGAUUCGGCUUUGCUCCAUACCCGUAUCUGAAGAUGUUCUUUCCUGUGAUCAUUUUUAUACUUAUACCAAUCAGACAAAAGGUGAUUCCGAUGAUAGUUCAACAGAAGUACCUUCAUGCUAUGGACAGCCACUGAGAGUCCACAACUAGCAGCAAAAAAUAACCAAAUGUUGCUGUUUUGUUAAGAGUCAAUUACCAGUAUUUAGUUGUUUUAAUAACCGCACAAUUUAAGGAUUACUGUAGUAUUUAAUCAAGAUUUAAUUUUUUUUUAAAGUGUGUACUAUUGAUAUUAAAUAUGUUAUGCUUGUAUUGGUUUAUAAGUUAAUCAAGAUCAUAUAUGAAUAGGUCUUGAUCUCCAUACUUAGGUCUUUAUCUUCAAUGUUAAUCUUAAAUCUUUAUCUACAGGUUAAGGCAUAUAUCAAAAUCAGUUAUAAUAGUAUUAUGUUUGUAUCUCCUUGAUGACUUACAGGAAUUUAUCUACAUGUAAAGUUUAAGGUUCUUAUGUGUUUGUCAAUUCCUAGUUCUUGUUCAGUAGGUAUAUUCAUAUAUCUUUUUCUGCAGUCACAGUCUUGGGCCUUGAUUUUUAUAGCCUUAGGGUUUCAUCUGCAUGUAAAGUCUUAGUUCUUGAUCAGCUAAUAUAGUAUUUGAUCUUGAUCUGUAGCCUUCUGAAUGCAAUAAUCAGGCGUAUGUGACGCUCAUUAAACUUGUUAACUCCUUUCGAUUAUAAGUAUUGUAGGAAUCUCAACAUUUAACUCAAACUUUAGUACUUUAAUUAUAGUAUGUACCAAUACACGGUGCUUACUUAAUACACCUUUAAAUAAAAAUUCUCGGUUUUGUUCAUUGUUGUCUAAAUUGUUAAUGCUACGCCACAAUAUGGAAUGCCUAGUAUACUAUUGUGUUGUAUUAAUAAUUUUCUUAUGGAUUACCACAAUAGUAUGCCUUUAUUCUGCAUAACACUGAAAAUAGGGACACACUUUCACACAAAAAUGACAUUCUUAACAUGUCUGUUACUAGUUUAUAAAUGUACAACAACAUUUACAUUUCGUUCCCAUUUUUGAUAUACAUGUAAGUGCAAAAACAAGCAUGGCAUUUUGUUUACGUUAGUGUAUUUCGUUGUAAAGAGACAUGGGCUGUCAUGUAGAUAACAUUUUUUGUAUGGGUGUAAUUUUACACAGACUUUUAAUGGUUGUCUAACCAUAAGUGUGAUUGGUUGUUGCGAAAUCCCCCCGAAAUGGCAGUUUUUUGAAAUUGUGUGUACUGAAACCUAACCCUUACACAGUUGGUGAAAAUUGUGUAUAUUGGAACCAUAAAAUAUUAUUAAAAGAUUAUGUGAUUGGGUUUUGUUUGUUUCAUUGGAUUAAAAUGACAAACGAGA
Molecule: messenger RNA, 4014 nt
Organism: Dreissena polymorpha
Lineage: Eukaryota; Metazoa; Mollusca; Bivalvia; Myida; Dreissenidae
Product: solute carrier family 4 member 11-like
Exons: 19
Coding region: 343-2775 (810 amino acids)
Biological process (GO): monoatomic ion homeostasis; monoatomic anion transport; transmembrane transport
Cellular component (GO): basolateral plasma membrane; plasma membrane
Molecular function (GO): solute:inorganic anion antiporter activity
Source: RefSeq, a predicted model, not a curated record